AUGGUUAAAAAGGUCAGAUUUUGGUAUUUUAAAAUAUGCAAUUUGGACGGUGUAUCAGAAAAAGGUAGCACUGUUAUUUCCAAAGGAAAAUCGAUUUUCGAAGGAGGACAACACACUUUCGAAGGUAAAAUCCAUAAAAUUUACAGCACGUUUGUUAAAAAUUUAAAUGAUCUAAAAAGUUUUGAUUGGCAGUUAAAAGAAAUAAAACACGAUAAUAUAAUAGAAUUUUAUGGGAUAACACAUGAUCUGGAAAAUAAUAUAAAAAUGCUAGUAUUGCAGCAUUCAACUGACGGAAGUUUAAAAGAGUACUUAAUUCAAGUUUCACAAAAAAUUGAACCGGCAGACAAAUUGAACAUUGCAAAAGAUAUAGUUAAUGGAUUAAAAUACUUGCAUGAUGAAGGAAUAACUUCACGGAGAUUUGAUCCACGGCUUUUAAAGAAUACGAAAGAACUGCCUGAUAAAGAAUCAGAUAUUUACAGUUUAGGAUUUAUUUUGUGGAGAGUAUUUAGUAAUGAUGAGCCAUUCUCAAACUAUGAAAAAAAUUUAAUCAAUCUCGUAAAUGAAAUUUAUCAAAAUAAGAGAGAAAAGCCCACAGUAGGGACACCUAAAAAGUAUAUUAAUGUUUAUGAAAAAUGUUGGUCAUCCAAUUUAAAUGAAAGACCGUCUAUCAAACAG
This is a messenger RNA of Cetraspora pellucida, 675 nucleotides long. The record is from the annotation of a GenBank genome assembly. Lineage: Eukaryota; Fungi; Glomeromycota; Glomeromycetes; Diversisporales; Gigasporaceae.